Molecule: messenger RNA, 1909 nt
Organism: Erigeron canadensis
Lineage: Eukaryota; Viridiplantae; Streptophyta; Magnoliopsida; Asterales; Asteraceae
Product: probable plastidic glucose transporter 2
Exons: 15
Coding region: 195-1670 (491 amino acids)
Biological process (GO): monosaccharide transmembrane transport
Cellular component (GO): membrane
Molecular function (GO): hexose transmembrane transporter activity
Source: RefSeq, a predicted model, not a curated record
UUUGCGUACGUAUAAAGCCAUAGCAAAUUAUUCUACAUUCUACACUUCUAUACUCACUCACUCAUUAACUACUAUUUCAAUUCAAUUUCGAUUCAUUUCUUCAUAUCAAAUCAAUAAUAUCAAUAUUCCUUAGGUAGUGUCUUUUAGUCCUGGGAGCUGGCCAAUCCAGAAGUUAAGUUUUCUUAGGUUGUGGCAUGCGGGUGCACCCACACGGUUCUGCCUCCAUGUACAAGCGAAUGUCGUCUAAGGAUGGUACAUAUUCGGCUGACUUAGAAGAAGAAGAUGGUUCAGAGUUUUUGCAGGAUGAUAUGGUCCCAGAGUCCACUGACCCACCUUCAAGACAUUCUUUGCCUCAUGUACUUGUGGCCUCUAUAGUCUCGUUUCUAUUUGGUUACCAUCUUGGGGUGGUGAAUGAACCGCUUGAAAGCAUUUCCCAUGAUCUUGGUUUUAGUGGGGAUAGCUUAGCCGAGGGUUUGGUGGUUAGUACCUGCCUUGGUGGUGCCUUUAUCGGAUCUUUGUUCAGUGGUUGGAUCGCUGAUGAAUUUGGGCGCCGCAGGACUUUUCAGUUAUGUGCUUUGCCUAUGGUCAUAGGUGCUGCUUGUAGUGCAACAACAAAUAAUUUGGCGGGGAUGCUACUUGGAAGGUUCAUCGUUGGAAUUGGGCUGGGGAUUGGUCCUCCUGUCGCGUCUCUCUAUAUCACAGAGGUUUCGCCUCCUUCUGUCCGUGGUACUUAUGGCAGCUUCAUUCAAAUAUCAACUUGUUUAGGGUUAAUGGGGGCUCUUUUGAUAGGGAUCCCUGUUAAGAGUAUCUCAGGCUGGUGGCGUAUUUGCUUCUGGUUAUCUACUAUUCCUUCCUCGCUGCUUGCUCUUGCUAUGAUUUUCUGUGCUGAGAGUCCACACUGGCUUUACAAGAGGGGACGUAAUACUGAAGCGGAAGUGGAGUUCCAGAAGCUUCUAGGAUCUGCAAAUGUUAGAUCAGCAAUGGCAGAGUUACUAAAAUCAGAUAGAGGAGAUGAAAGUGAUACCGUUACGAUUUCAGAACUUAUUUAUGGGCGUUAUUCUAAAGUUGUAUUUAUUGGAUCAACCCUAUUUGCUUUACAACAGCUAUCAGGCAUAAAUGCUGUCUUUUACUUCUCUUCAACUGUAUUUAGAAGUGCGGGAAUUCCGUCAAACCUUGCCAACGCCUUUGUGGGGAUCGUCAACCUAUUUGGAUCUUUCAUUGCAUUGCUUUUAAUGGAUAAACUUGGGAGGAGGGUUCUCCUUCUGUGGAGUUUCUUCGGCAUGGCAAUAUCUACGGUCUUCCAAGCAGUUGGCGCGGGUCUGUUUGCAUCAACGUCUGGGGCUUUUUACCUCUCUAUCGGUGGUAUGCUAAUGUUUGUGUUUUCAUUUGCUAUUGGAGCCGGGCCUGUUCCAGGUCUCCUCAUCUCAGAAAUCUUUCCUAGCAGAAUAAGAGCAAAAGCCAUGGCCUUUUGCAUGUCAGUUCAUUGGGUGUUCAAUUUCAUGGUGGGAUUACUCUUUCUACGCUUACUCGAGCUAAUGGGCCCUCAGCUAUUGUACUCGAUGUUGGGUACAUUUUGCUUGGUGGGAGUAGCAUUUGUUAAAAGGAACAUCAUGGAAACAAAAGGAAAAACACUUCAAGAAAUUGAGAUAGCUCUUCUGCCACAAGAAUAGACCGGAGUUUAGACAGGUUUUCUGUUAUGGUGAUAAGAGUAAAAUGGAGAUCGAUUAUAAUACUGGUACUAAUCCGAAGUAACUGAGGCUAUCUACAACAUAGGAGGUUGGUGAGCAAUGUAUUAGAGGUUAUUUGUAUGUUAGGAAGACGAUGGAUGUAAAGUAAACAAAGACUUGAUAUAUUUGAUAUGCAAAUGUGUGCAAUACUAAAUAUGAAGUAGUAUAACCUUUUUCUAAAA